UUCCAAACCUAGAAUGUAUUGCAAUAAGACAGACGUAGAACCCAAGGAACCGCCAUUCACUAAUUCUACAACACGAAGUUUGAAGUUUAUUGCCAAUUGAAGGCCUUGAAAAUCAGUACUCACUUAACUUUCAGCGGUACAAUAUGAGUUCUGUUCUGAUUUUAUUUACUAAGCUCAUUGGUCUUGUUUUGUUAAAGAUAGUCAGUAAUGCUGUUUUCGUUGCAAUUGCGUUUUUCAGAAGAACUGGCAAAGAACUUUCAAGGUCAUUGCUGACUAUAUGUCACUUCAAGGAUGCUCAAAACAAACCACUGAAGUCAGACUGCAUAUUUGGGAUUGUUGUAAUCACUCGUUUCUGUACGCAGGGAGUGGACUUCAACAUGAGGGUUCUCACAUUGUUUCAGGACCUUUGAAGAAUUCUGCUUUUUUUGAGCGAGUCAUCGGAGAAGUUUCGGUGGACACGGUUGUAUCUUGGGCAGCUAAAAUUAUUCAUAAGAAUUCUCUUAGAAUUUCUGCACAAAAUAUUGCUUUUAUUUUGGUGCAUGGGAAAGAUUGUUCAAGUUUUUUCAAUCUAAAAAAGUGGUUUCAUAUCAUACCAAAUCACCAACAGGGAAAACGUCAUCUUGAGAAUGUGCAGGUUGAGGCUAAGAAAGACGAUGCAGUUCCUUUGACAGAUGAAUAUCAUAUUCGUUCCCUUGUACGACGCAAUUUAAGUCAUAAUAAUGAUUGGGAGGAUCCUCAUGUUUAUUGUGCAUAUAGUCAACUUUACACUCGUAUCAUCCCAAUUAGUCGUCAACUAACAACUGUUGAUUAUGAUUCCAGUGUCAAGAGUAAAUUACUGUCGAAAUUUCAGUAUGUUUCUAGUGAGAAAGAAGAUUGUUCAAAAUUACUGGAAGUUGGUCUACAAACUGCAAUAAAAAAGAAUUUAAAUUAUAUAAUCGUUAUCAAUCCACGUGCAAUAGAUUUACGAGAACAUUUACUAACUGAAACCAUACAAUUGUUAACUGGUGAAAACAGAAAUUGUCAGGUUGACGUAGUUCUAGGCAUCACAAAACGAUGUUCAAGAAUUUCACAAUCGAAGAAUAUGCAAAUCAGCAAUUCCCAAACGGAAUCAUUCAAUGGUUUAUAUUUAUUGGGUUUAAAAUGCAGUCGUUCUCUGAUGCCUAAAAUAAGCUUACUUUGUAACAAUGUGGAAUGGUCGUCUAUAUCUACAGCGGAUAGAUUAUGGAGAAAUAUUUAUCAAUCGUUUCCUAAUUGGAAUUCAGUAUGCCUACGUGAAAGGCUAGAAGAGGUAUUUGAACCGUUGGACCUUUUAAACCUACAACAAUCUACCGGAUUAUUAUAUGAACAUGUUCUCAAUGAUUCAAUAUCUGUUAUCAUUCCCAUGGGUUAUGGUCAUCCAGAUGACUGUCUUGAUCCUGAAGAUGUGGAAUUAACCAAUUCAAAAUCAUCUAAUUCACUGGUGAAUACAAUUGAUCUGGCAGUUCAUAAUGCUUCGGGUAAAAGACAAAUCGAGAUCAUAAUCAUCAACAGUUCACCUGUUCAAAAUAAUGAUUCACGAAAUCUCACCACUGCAGGAUUAUUAAUAACAGAACCGUUUCGCAAUAUACGCUUACGUUCUAUGGUUAGCAUUCAUUUGUAUUAUUAUAACCCAAUAGAAACAAAUGUAUUGAAACCGAAUCGAGGGGAACUCAUACGCUAUGCUGUGGAUCAUUAUGCUAGAGGUUCUAUGCUUGUUUUUGUGGAGCCAGGUGUUCAAUUACCAGUCAAUUGGGAUUCAGCUGUGUAUUAUACAUUACAGAGACCUGGUGUUGGUAUGGCUUGUUUCGCCUAUCGUUUACACUUAGAUGAUAAAUAUAUCCAUAGAAAAAGUCUUUCAUGGGCUACUAAUUGUUGGCUUGCUAGUUGGAUUGUAAAUGUACAGACUAGUUGGUCAGGUAUUCCAAUCGUUGGACAGCCACACUUUAUCUAUUCACAUUAUUUACGGUGUAUCAAUGGUUAUCCACAAUCUUGUCGUGCAUUCCAUGCAAUUGAUCUGGCACUGGCUUCACAUCAGUAUUUAGGUGAUGUAGUCGUGACACGUAGUAGUACAUCUUCAGCAGGUAUUCCAGCUGAUUAUGCCUUAAGGCAUGGUGCUUAUCGUACUGCAUUGUAUACAAUGUUAUUGGGUGCAGCACGUUAUUUAGGCACUACAGAAGGCCAGUUGAAAUGGGCAUUGGAAUCAUCUACGCUUUCAGUGUCGCCGAACCCUAAUGGUGUAGAACACAGUUCUUCACACCUACCCUUAGUUAAGCCACAUUACAUAGAUGGCUAUUAGAACUUCAAAGUAAUAUUUGAAUUUGUAUGCGCUGAUUUUCCUUCAUAUAAUCUUGAAUAUUUGUUUUCUAGAAAGAUGAUAAAAUUGUUGAUUUAUGCUUUUGUUAAUUGUUAUUUCUGAUAUGAUUUUUUGAAAUAAAAUUUAAUUCUUUUGAAAGUAAGCAUAUAUUAUCUUCUACACAU
Molecule: messenger RNA, 2496 nt
Organism: Heterobilharzia americana
Lineage: Eukaryota; Metazoa; Platyhelminthes; Trematoda; Strigeidida; Schistosomatidae
Source: the annotation of a GenBank genome assembly